Messenger RNA from Parnassius apollo (apollo), 2364 nucleotides. Lineage: Eukaryota; Metazoa; Arthropoda; Insecta; Lepidoptera; Papilionidae. The record is from the annotation of a GenBank genome assembly.
AUGAUGAUUUGUGAUGUAUGGGGUGUGGUGCCUGCUCGGCAAAUAUCAAGCCCGCCUCUUACGCCCUGUAGAUAUGGAACAUUGCGCAAAGGGCCGCUGCCUGGAGGUCGCCAGGGCCCGUCUGGAGCUGGCGCUGGACGCGACAGCAUGCGAACCGCCAGCCGAGCGCGAGGUGCUGCACGACCACCCAGCAGACCCUCGCAUCCAUCAUCCCCACCAGCUUGCUUGGUGUCGGCAGGGUCUUCGCGGGCCCAGCAAUCGGCACCCGCCACUGGUGGAGUACGCCGCAUGCGAUGGACAACCCAGAUGAAUUCAAACGCAUUGCGGGCGUAUUUUAGGGCGAAAGGGGGAGAAACUGGAGGUUUCGCGUAUCGGGCAAGGAUGCAUCGACUUUUUGCUGAGCUGGAGCCAUCUGUUACUGUCACCGAGCAAAACCUGGCAGACCGAGUUCGGUAUAUCUUGCGCUCAAAUACAUUUGAUGGCGCCGAACUCGAACGGCUACGACGUGAGGCUGUUCCCUCAUCGGAUGAAAACGCUGCGGCUGAGGGUGCGGCGCCACAACUUGCUGAGCAAACCGCAUAUGUGGAUGCCGCCGAGAAUACCCCAGUGGUGGCUGAUUCAAAUGAUGAUGGAACAGUCGCCCAGGAACUGGAACUAGAGCAAAUGAGGAGUACAUUGGAAGAGGCGAUUGUGGAAACGCGCAGUACGCCUCUCGAAAAUCGACCGCGACUUCCCCGCUUAGCCCUAAGCAAGCGGAAUCGGGCUGUCGUGAGGGCUCUGAACCCAAUGCUGGUUACCUAUUUGGAAGCCAGCCGGGACCUUUGCGAGACGGACUCAAUUCUCUUUGGCGCCGCACUGGCAGUCUGCCGUAUUAUAGGCGCCAAACUUUCCACGGCUGGACGCGCUACUGGACAAAGUAGUGCUAUCCCAGCCUGGAGAACAAGAAUUGAAGAACGUAUCGCAAAGGCUAGGGCUCUCAUCGGCAGACUGAUAUGCUUCAGGUCAGGCAAUACCAGGCCAAGGAUUGUGCGCACCGUCAGGAUGGCGUUUGCUGGGACAAAUGUUAGUUUGUCCCAGCCGGAUAUAAUGCAAAAACUGACGGAGCGCAUAGACGACCUGAAGCAAAGAAUCGCUGCUUGGGGAAAGCGGAUUCGGCGAUAUACCGAGAGGUCGACACGGUUCAACCAGAAUCGUCUCUUCCAGAGUGAUCAGAAGAGGCUCUAUAAAUCAUUGGAGCGACCAAUAGUAAGUGGAACGGGCCCAGUACCGAAUCAGGCCGAUAUGGUCGCAUUCUGGCGCAGCCUGUGGUCAGAGCCCGUAAACCACAACGAGGGCCCUUGGACGGAAGUUGUGGCGAGUCAGUGUGCGAGUAUUACGCCCAUGGACCCCGUCACCAUAACGCCGGAUGACGUAGCUGAGGCGGUCCGUAGGGCCCCGAACUGGAAAAGUCCGGGGCUCGACGGGCUGCAUCACUACUGGCUGAAGGGGUUCGUGAUACAUAGAAGAAUAUUGAGAAAAGCAAAACAAAUAGCUAUACAAAGAAAAAUUGAGUCGGCGUUAAAUUCUAUUAAAGAAAUCUGGAAUAUUGUAAAUGGAAGUAGGAAAAAUUCGUUUCGUAAAAAAGAAGAGAAUAUACUACUAAAGUUAAACAAUAACAUCGUAAGUAAUAAACAGGAUGUAGCAAAUGUUUUUUCAAGUCAUUUUAGUGAAACUAAUUCAUUAAGCAACAACGCUAGUGAUACAAACUCCGCACAAUUAAUUCUCAAACAAAGUGUGCAGAAAAUUGUAACAGACAUGCCUUUUAAGAUUAUAACUAGCCAUGAAAUUUUAAAAACAGUUAAGGAAAUGGAAAAUAAAAGAUCACAUGGUUAUGAUGAAAUACCCAUCAAGAUUAUUAAAGACAAUAUUGAUAUAUUGGCUGAAUCUUUAGCUUAUCUUUUCAAUAAGUGUGUGGAACAAUCUCUGUUGCCUGAUCAGCUUAAGGUUGCACGAGUACUUCCCGUACAUAAAAAGGGAAGUAAAAUGGGUGUGUCACCAACUUCGAGAACUAUUAUUGAUCAUGUUGCUACAAAUUUUAAUAACCAAAAAUUUCAUAUUGCUAUCAUUGAAUCUUCUUUAUCAGACCAUAAAAAUAUCUAUGUAGAAAUGAAAAAAGUGAAACCACCACGAAUGCAAAAGUUACGAUACGAAGCUACUAACUAUGAAAUUUUAUACAAGCGCACCAGAGAACAUGAGCUUGAAAAUGAAGACCGUAAUUUUGGAACUCUAGAAGAAUUUAUAAAGAAAAAUUUAUCAGAAAGUAAAGAAAUAAAAUAUAAAAUUAUCAAUCAACCUCAGAAAGAAUGGCCCGCAGUAUCUCAGUAG